This is a messenger RNA of Phyllostomus discolor (pale spear-nosed bat), 934 nucleotides long. RefSeq names its product interleukin 2 (gene IL2). Gene Ontology annotation, biological process: immune response. The transcript is spliced from 4 exons. The record is from RefSeq and is a predicted model, not a curated record. The coding region runs from base 180 to 683 and encodes 167 amino acids. Gene Ontology annotation, molecular function: interleukin-2 receptor binding; growth factor activity. Gene Ontology annotation, cellular component: extracellular region. NCBI's taxonomy places the organism in Eukaryota, Metazoa, Chordata, Mammalia, Chiroptera, Phyllostomidae.
AGAGGAAAAAAAGGUAAUGCUUUUUGCCACACAGGUAGCAUCUUUGAAAAUAUGUGUAAUAUGUAAAAUAUUUGACACCCCCAUGUUAUUUUUCCAGAAUAACAGUAUAAAUAUCCUCUCUUGUUCAAGAGCUGUCAGCCGCUCUAGUCCUACUCACAGCAGCCUCAGUGCCUGCCACAAUGUACAAGAUGCACUUCUUAACCUGCGUUGCACUAACUCUCGCAUUCGUCGUAGACGGUGCGCCUACCUCGGGCUCCCACAGGGACGCCCGGCAGAAGCUGGCGGACAUCAAGGAGGACCUGCAGAAGCUUCUGAAAGGGGUCCACAAUUACAAGAACCACGAACACUCCACGAUGCUCACGUUUAAGUUUUACAUACCCAGGAAGGUCACGGAAUUGAAACAUCUGCUGUGUCUAACAGACGAACUCAACCCUCUCAAGGACGUGCUAAACUUAACUCAAAGAAAAACCUUUCACUUGGAAGAGAUGGUGCGAUCAGUGGAAAACAUCAACGUAACAGUGAACGCACUAGCGGUAAGGCCUCGCUCGCUGCUUGCCUGGGAAGAACGUGGCAGAACCCACAUGGGACCCACAUGCGAGUACGACGACGAGACGGUCACCUUCGUGGAGUUCCUGAACAAGUGGGUUACCUUCUGCCAGAGCAUCUUCUCGACGCUGAACUAAGGGCUUCCCAUUUCAAAUGGAUUAGGCUUUCUAUUUAUUUAAAUAUUUAAAGUUUAUUUAUUUUGAUGUAUGGUUUGCUACCUUUUGUAAUUAUUCCUACUAUUCAGAUGGUAAAUAUGGAUCUUUUAAGAUUCUUUUUGUAAGCCCUAAGGGCUCUAAAAAUGUACGUAAAUUAUUUAUCCCAAAGUAUUUAUUGUUGAAUUGUAAAUAUAAUGUACAUGUAGACCAGUUAAUAAAAUUAUUUAAUAAAU